CGCGCACCGACGGCCUUCGUUGCCCGCUGUGCAUUUGCUUUCUGCGCAGCAUCUGCCGCGCCGUCUUUUCUUCCCCUCUCCUCUACUUCUUCUAUCUGCAUUCGUCUCCUUCGGAAAGCCCAAGCCGCCGCUCGCGUCCAUGGAUUGCAGCCUGCCCGGGCUGCUGCAUCAUCCACUUCCACGCAGCUUGUCCUGAAACGUUGCUCAGGCAUCGUCCGCCGCGAGCCAUAUUCCGCUCCAGCGUUCAGGCGUGGCCCCCUCCUACAGGCCCUGUCUUUCCAACCACCAACCUAGGGGGUUUCUAUCUUUGGACAAUUUGCCGCGCCUCUGCCCCCCGACCCAGAGACACGUUCCCGCUUGUGGCGUGAAUCUCGCGAGCGUCCUCCAGCAUGGCCUCUUCACCCCGCGACCCUACUCGUCUUCGCCAGGGACUGAACCCUCUGACAACCUCGUCUUUGGGCAAUUUUGGUGCUCAGCACGGCACCCCAAUGUCGGCUGUAUCCAUGGCAUCGUCCCAUGCUACCACGGUUCAGACGCCAGCGAGCUCCAUGCUGCCCUACAAUCCACAGCAAUGGGUAGCGUCGCCGGCCCAAAUGUCUGCUCAGUCGCAGCACUUCCCGCCCGAUAGCUCAGGUUCUGCUGCUGCUGGUAGCGCUCCUCCACCGCCCCCAUACAGCCCGCCGCGAAGCCAACAAGCUCGACCCGUCAGUACAGCUUUUGAGCAUGUCCUGCAACCUCUAUCAACUCCUUCACCACGAUUAUCCGCCGCCAGCUUGGUUCAAAGACCAUCUCCGGAGCCUACCAACUCAUUCCCUCCACCUCCUGGUGUCGGCGGUCGUGGCGCCUCGCGAGAACGCCGCUUUGGCCUUCCUUCACUUACUCGUCGCCGAGAUUCAGACCAGCCAACGGCAUCUCCAGAUAUGCACCCCCUUGCGCCGUACUCUGGACGCAGCUUAGGGCCAGCUGUUGUAGCGACUGCCGAUGUGGAAAAUAUCGUGGCUCCAUCGGCUGUUUACGGACAAUUCGUCCCCCCCAGCUCCCGGCGAGCUGCAUCAACCGGAGCAAUCGACACUCCCACCUCGAAUCGAUCUCGCUCCACCUCUCAAACAAGAUGGGAGCCAGGGAUGCCUCUUCCUCCGCCUCCUCCAGGACCCCCUCCUUCCAGCUCUCGGUCGCAGAGCGUGCAGAGCAUGGAUAGAGGAACUAUACCGAUAAUAUCACCACCGACACGUCGUCGCCCACCGACAGGAGUAACAAAUCUAGGACCAGUACCACCAACCCCGGCAGACUGGGUUGAUUCUGAUACGCAGCCAACUCGGUCAGAGCGGCCACGUUCACCAGGCCUUACAAUCGACACGGACGCUGCUGCAACCGCAACGCAAGUUCCAGAGCCUCUGACUUCUGCGGGUAGUACUGGUAGUCUCAGUCGCGCCGGAGCAGUUCGACACGACAAGACAAUCUUACAACGACGAAGUGAGGGACGUACACAUGCCUCGCAAAACUCGAUCGACACCAUAGCUCGACCCAAUUCUAUUUCAGAUAUUGUCGUUCCCGGACCUUCGAACGGCUUACAGCGCCGCCUCACACUCAACAAAGGGACACCCCGUAGCGCUGGUAAGCAACCAGCAGAUGGACCUCGUACUGGGGACUCGAGUCUUUAUGAAUCUCGCAACUCGACCCCAAGAGGGCCAAGUUCGGCACAGGCGCAACAAUUCGACGUGUCUUCCCCUCAACCCUCACCCUUGGCCAGCAGAACCAAAGACGGCAACGACUCUCAAAACCUGCCUCACAAGGUAUUAUCAACGCCACCUCCUCAAGCCCGACCUGCCUCCAGCUCUGCACAUCGCGAUAGUUCACGACCUCCGCCCGCAGCUCUAAAGCACGCAGCAACCCAGAGUGCCGACCAAUUUGCAUCUAGCACUGUCGAAAGGUUCCGGGCUUUUGCUUUGCAGGAGUCUGCUGCUCAGUCAGAUGCCGAUCGAGUCCGAAUGUUCGCUGACUUUAUUGUGAGUGAAUCACGAAUCCGCCGAGAGAGAUAUUCUACUGCGAUUGGUGCCAUGGGAUCUGAAAUUUUUGAUCUCACUCGUGAUCUUUUCCGGCCAAUGACAAAUUCACGAAGAGAAUCUGCGACAUCUCAGGAACCGUGGACUCCGGGAUCUACGAUUGCAACCCCAUCCCAUCUUGGAUCCGCAGGGCCAAACACGCAAGGUAACAGCUUGCCAAACUCUGCUCCUUCGUCCGCAAAGUUGCCAGCCUCUCCAGGUGGGCCACCUGCUAAUUGGGGAAGUGGUGGUAAUUACAUGCCAGCUCUUUCGCCGAUUCUCAGCAUGAGCGUGAGUGACAAUCACGAUAAUGGAAGCUCUCGUGGGCGUCCGCCAAGCAGAUGGUGGGAAACAGACUCGUCGGGAGACCCCGGUCAGGUGAUGGAACGAUCGAAACGAGAAUCGAAAUACAUGGGACUGCCAAAGGAGCAAUGGAUUUACGAGAGUCACGAUCCGUACGGCGAAGGCACUUCGUCAGCCUAUCCCCCCGAGAAGGUAGGCUGGCAUGAACAGGAAGAGCCUCUCUCCACACCGCAACCGCAACGAUUAUCACACGAAUCUGAAACUGGCCCUAUUAUGACACCAAACGUAACUCAAUAUUUAGACGUCUCUCGCCUCGUUACUAUGCCACCCCCAUAUCCUCGACAUCACCCUGCAGUUAACAAUAAUCACCCCCAACUGAUGCACAUUCGGACUGCGGUUCGAGGUUUGAGCGAACUUGACGAAAUUACUACUGCAAAGGAAACAUUCACCAUUGGAAGCGCCAAACGACGCGAAGAGUUCGCUGCUAGCGCCGCUGAGCGAAAACGAGCUCUCCGAAGCAACCUUCAGAGCGAAAUAGGCUCUGGAAAUAUAGGCUACUCUGACGCUGCGGCAAUUGAGUCAGACUUCCAGCAGCAGGAGAAGGACAAAGUAAAGGAGCUGGAAAAGACCGAAUACGAUCAAUUCCAAAACGAAGUCGUCAUUCCCCUCAACGACAUCUUAACCAAGCGCAUCGCUCGAGCAACCGACCUCUUUGAUGAUACGGCUCGACAACUCUUUUACGAUGGAGAAAAUGACGCCGACAUGCCUCAAGAAGAGGGCGACGACCGACCAGAGCUCCUUGAGAAAUUGACCCUACUUAAAUGGAUAUUUGAAAUGCGAGAGACCCUGCACAGGUCAAUUUAUGACCUGCUGUCUGAUCGAAAUUACCGCUAUAGAGAAGUCGUCCUGACACCGUAUCGUCUAUCCGGCAACAAUGAGAAGUUAGAAUCGGCCAAGGAAUUCUUUGCAGCCGAUGAGGCAACCAGGGAGCAUGGAUUUGCCAAUGAGGUCCUGGAUCGCGCCCGCGAAUUCCGGUCUGUUCUGGAUGAAGCAGUUCAGCGAGGUGUGGCCAUCCAGCUAUCAGCCUUUUGGGAUAUUGCGCCGCCGCUGAGCGAGUUGCUGGAUAGCGUACCGGUCCAUCUGGAUGGGUUUCACGUGCAGAUUCCGCCUUCAGAGUUUGACGAAAAUCCAUCCUAUCUCAAACACCCACUGCAGUACUUGUUUAGUUUACUACUUCAUGGUGAAAAGAGCACGUAUCAGUUUAUCGAAUCGCACACCAAUUUGCUUUGCCUUCUCCACGAGGUCAAAGAGGCAGUUGUGGUCGCUAAAAGCAGAGUCCUCGAAGCUCCGCUACCACAGCAGGAAGGCGUUUCUGAGCCUAUGAGCGAGAGGGCAGCCAAGGCGCUCAAGCUGCGAGAAACUGAAAGCAGGAGGCUGACGGAAGACUUGCAAGAUAAGGUGCGUAUUGUGGAGGAUCAAUGGGUGAGCGCGCUAGGAUCAAGUGUCCAGAGUGUCAAAAGACGUACAAAAGAGUAUCUCCUCGACACUGGGGGCUGGGAUGAAACACUAGAAGAGGUGGAGAUGGCAUAAGUUAAAUUUGUUGAUACCCCCGAUUAUCCCGUACAGAGGUUAUAGCAUAUACGCAGUCAUUUUACAUUAGUUAAGCGACGAAUCUGGAUAUAUCAUCAUCACUGUGUACAACUAGCCUGCUGCAUCGUUUCAUUUCACAUUGAAAACUGGACAGCCUGUAUGCAAAUAUCACUGAAAUAUUUCCAUUAUCAAGAAGAGAAACCCCAGCAAACAGCCUAAUGUACAUUUAUUUUGUGUUGUCGAAAAGUGCCGCCUUUCCUUGGCGCAUUUUCAACCCUCUCCUCGUAUCAUACAGUAUUUGUUUCGUUUGGUAUCUAUACAGUUGUAUUUCCGCUUUUAUUCCUUUUCAGAGUGCAAAUUAGGCAAAUCCAUGCCGACCCUGCGGGCUGUCAAUCGCACACGCUCCGAAUCCGACAUGUCCAUGCCGGGGUUGUAGCGCUCCAGCAGCGUCGCAUACGUGCGCUGCGAGCGAAGGUAUGCAAUAAGCUGCUUCGCAACAGCAGCACUUUCUUCUGUUGUUUCUGUGGUAAAUGACGAGCGAACGCGUGCGUGAAUAGGGGAGCGGGUCGCCGAAGAGCGAAGUGGUCGUGGCGGGAGUUCGCGGAGGAUGGCGCGGUAUAGAGAGCGCAGAUGGGCGGGUGAUGACGUCGAGGCCAUUGUGCAACAGUAAUGUAGAGAUUAUGAGGUAAUAUCGAACAAAGUAUAGGUCGGUAUUUGGUUCAGCCUGUCGGCAAUCAAAUGGGUGGUUUGGCGGUGAUGGAUCUGAGAUGUCGAUGUCACGGGGGAAAAAAUGAUGGCACAAAGGCAGAUCCAUAAGAGAACAGUG
[Torrubiella] hemipterigena is the source of this 4761-nucleotide messenger RNA. The record is from the annotation of a GenBank genome assembly. Lineage: Eukaryota; Fungi; Ascomycota; Sordariomycetes; Hypocreales; Clavicipitaceae.